Osmerus eperlanus (European smelt) is the source of this 2034-nucleotide messenger RNA. RefSeq names its product BCL2 family apoptosis regulator BOK b (gene bokb). Gene Ontology annotation, cellular component: mitochondrial outer membrane. Gene Ontology annotation, molecular function: protein heterodimerization activity; protein homodimerization activity. The record is from RefSeq and is a predicted model, not a curated record. Bases 584 to 1225 code for a protein of 213 amino acids. Gene Ontology annotation, biological process: intrinsic apoptotic signaling pathway in response to DNA damage; regulation of apoptotic process; extrinsic apoptotic signaling pathway in absence of ligand. The transcript has 5 exons. Lineage: Eukaryota; Metazoa; Chordata; Actinopteri; Osmeriformes; Osmeridae.
CUUUGGAUUUAGGUGAGCCACUCGGGCCACUUGUUAUUUCUAGAGGGGUUAACAGUGUUUAUACUAUAGUAGAGUUGAGCAUAUAGUUGGAAACAAUCUUUAAAAAAAAAAGAAAUGUUAGUGUAUUAUCAAUUAGGCUACUGGGCUAGGGUGGUAAAUCUUAAAUUAAAGCUUUUGUCAAUGGAAACAGAUAGGCUUAACACUGAGCGCCAAUAGGAAGGUGGAGCUCACCAGCACGCUCAAACUGCACUCCUCCUCAUCACAUUCGUUUGCCGAAGAAGGGAAGCAGAUAUUGGAUUUUACCGAAGCUCUUUGGAAAUACUGCAGCUUCUUCUAGAAAGUGUCUAUUGAUACAGUGUUACUUAUCGAUUAUUUUCGAGUUCCAAUAAGGAGAAAUACAUUGAGUAUGCAUGGUUUCCUACCUGAUAAAUGGUUUAACGGGGAUCUGACCAGCUAACUAAAUCUGCUAAAUAUGGUCAGGACAGAUUCCCCUCGUAGGAGUGCUCAUUGAAACAAGACAAGACCUAGAACCUGACGGAGGUGGUCAGGGCCUCCCUUGCCUGACCAGGCCCCUCGGCAGGGGAUGGAGGUGCUGCGUCGCUCCUCUGUAUUUGCUGCUGAAGCCAUGGACGGGUUUGAGCGCUUACCAACUGACAAAGAGCUGAUGUCCCAGUCCAAGGCUCUGUGUAGGGACUAUAUACUCUCCAGGCUCCAUCUGGCUGGACUAGGGUGGUCCAAGGCUGAGCUUAACCUCCCCAUGUCCAGUGGAUCUCUCUCAGAGGUUUCAGCAGUGCUCCUCUGUCUCGGUGACGAGCUGGAAUGCAUGCGGCCGAGUGUGUACAAGAAUGUAGCGAGACAGCUCAACAUCUCGGUCUCCAUGGAGAGCAUGGUGACUGACGCCUUCCUCGCCGUGGCAGCGGAGAUCUUCUCCACAGGUAUCACGUGGGGCAAAGUGGUGUCUCUGUAUGCUGUAGCUGGGGCCCUGGCAGUGGACUGUGUACAGCAGGGCCAACCGGCCACAGUUCACACCAUAAUUGAUAGCCUGGGCCAGUUUGUCCGCAAGUUCCUGGCCCCUUGGUUAAAGAAACGAGGAGGAUGGAUGGACAUAACAAAAUGUGUGGUCAAAUCGGAUCCCGCCCCUGAACCCCAUUGGCUGGCCUCUAGUACAGAGUCCUUCAAGUACCUCCUCACUACAUUGUAUGUUUAUAUCAUGAAGGAACAAUGACAGGCAGCCCUGGAGAGACUGUGGAUGAAUAAUAUUCACCUGAAGGCUUGAAGGGGGAAACGGAAUGGAAGGCCUCACUUAUGGACUCUGCUGGUUGAGAUCUGUGAUGGCUGAAAGUCAGUCACAAUAGUACCGCAGUCAUAUUCUCAUCGCUAGCCGCUAACUUUGACUACCCUUCAUCCAAAGAGUAGUCGCAGUGACUGUCACACGCGUCAUCCACAAUCAGGUCAGAUCUCUUACUCAUUUGUUGUUUAACUAUGGAUCAUGCCUCCGCUAUCAAAAUCUUUCAGUGGUGCAUUCAUUAGGGGUGGAUGUAUCUCACUGAAGGAGAGGAUCUGUCCUCUGUCUGUACAGUCACCUGAUGGUCUUGUUUCAUCUGACAUGUAACAGAUGGACGUCCGAUGAGUCACUUCGCAUCUCAACUCGCUCCCCAGUGCCUGAGGCUCACUUCCUGGGCAGUUGGGAUGUUGGGUGAAUCAUAGAAUGUUUCAAUGCAAUCUGGGAUGGUAUCCUGUUCUGUUGCACUUGGCCGAUUUCUAAAUUUAUCUAUAUUUAUUCAGUUCAUAAAAGGGUCUAAUGCUAUGAGAUGUUUUAUAAUGUUAGAUAUUGUAUCCUUUGAUACUGUCUGUCUAUGAGUACUGUCUGGGGCUUAUUUCUUUAUUUAAACUAAUGGUAACCAAGGUCAGUGCAGAGAGAGAUGCUGGUAUUGACUGGUGGUAAUGGUUGUAUUGAUCCGAUUGGAGAAUGUAUGUGAUAACUUGCACAGUAUUGUUGUUGUGAGUGUUUGUAUGUCAAAACAUUUAAAAUCA